UUUUCUGCUUUCACCAACCGAAAAAAAAUUUCUGUAUUGUAUAUAAACCUCAGUCUGUUUCCUUUUGCGAGAAAACCAAACCUCAGUUUUUUCUUACUCUUGGUUAUUUCGACUUUAUUAUUUCCAUCAAACUCAUUCUAAGUCAUAAUGGACUCAAGUUCACCAAAUGUCGUCUCCCUCAUGUCACUGAAAGGGAAAGUCGCUGUUGUGACGGGUGGUGCUCGAGGCUUGGGAUAUGAAAUGAUGCGUGCAUUGGCAGAAAGUGGUGCAUCCGUAGCCUGCAUCGAUUUGUUAGCUGAAUCAGGCGCUGAAGCCGUUGCAAAAAUCGAAUCUGAAUGUGGUGUCAAGGCAACAAGUUGGGGUUGCGACGUAACCAAUGAUGAAGAAGUGGCCAUGCUCUUUGAUCAGAUUGUGCAACAGCAUGGUGGUUUGGAUAUCCUUGUUACCGCGGCAGGAAUCAACAACGUCUGUCCUGCCAUUGAUUACACCGCUGAUACGUUCCGUAAAAUUUUUGAUGUCAACGUCUCUGGCACGUUCUUCUGUAUGCAGCAAGCGGCAAAACAUAUGAUACGUUUGGGCACAGGUGGCUCAAUCAUCACCAUUGCGUCAAUGUCCGCUCAUAUCACGAAUCGUCCACAAUGUCAUGCUCCUUACAACGCUACCAAAGCCGCGGUUCUGCAGCUUACCAAAUCACUGGCCUGCGAAUGGGCCCCUCAUCAUAUCCGAGUCACCGCCAUUUCCCCGGGUUAUUUCGACACAGCAAUGAAUCGCGCGGUAUUAGCUCAACAAGGCGAAGAAGGCACAAAAAUGCGUGACAUUUGGGAAGCUAAUACUCCUAUGGGUCGCAUGGGAGUUCCUCAUGAACUUAAAGGUGUUGUUACAUUCUUGGCCUCCGAUGCUGCUUCCUUUGUUACCGGAUCCGAAAUCCUUGUUGACGGCGGUUAUACCGCCUGGUAAAAAAAUACCUGUGCGGCUUUCUUCAUCGGGUCAAAAAAAGCCUUUUUGACCUCUCGAUAAUUUGAUAUUUUUACCACUGCUUUACCUGCAGUCAACCGAACCGAAAAAAGAAAACACAUACUUGCAUGUUCUCGAUAUUUACUCUGUAAUAUAACCCACAUUCCUUCGGCAACUUGUAUUCCUUGAUUAUUGUUGUUCUCAAAAGUUUUUUUUAUUAUUUUUUUUUUUGCUCUGGGAAAAAAUGCGAUCUGCAACUUUGGUAAAUAAAACUUUACACCAAUCAAGUUGGUUGCUUAAAAUUUCCUUAUUUUCUUUCG
Radiomyces spectabilis is the source of this 1274-nucleotide messenger RNA. Its product is annotated as KR domain protein. Lineage: Eukaryota; Fungi; Mucoromycota; Mucoromycetes; Mucorales; Radiomycetaceae. Gene Ontology annotation, cellular component: intracellular anatomical structure. Gene Ontology annotation, molecular function: oxidoreductase activity, acting on NAD(P)H, oxygen as acceptor. The record is from RefSeq and is a predicted model, not a curated record. Bases 148 to 957 code for a protein of 269 amino acids. The transcript has 3 exons.